Messenger RNA from Ictalurus furcatus (blue catfish), 9116 nucleotides. RefSeq names its product solute carrier family 38 member 3b (gene slc38a3b). Gene Ontology annotation, biological process: L-glutamine transport; histidine transport; amino acid transmembrane transport. The transcript has 17 exons. NCBI's taxonomy places the organism in Eukaryota, Metazoa, Chordata, Actinopteri, Siluriformes, Ictaluridae. Gene Ontology annotation, molecular function: L-asparagine transmembrane transporter activity; L-histidine transmembrane transporter activity; L-glutamine transmembrane transporter activity. Bases 280 to 1818 code for a protein of 512 amino acids. The record is from RefSeq and is a predicted model, not a curated record.
UUUCUCCCAACAGUUCAUGUGUAACACAAGAGGCAGAAAGCUGCAAUUCUUAGGACAUCCCGCUGCACAAAGAGACAAACAACAACAACAACAACAACAACAACAACUUUUCAACCUACAGCCUAAAGAACAACAACAAAAAAUUCGCCCGGAAAAGCCGCGAGCUGUAAUAACGCAUUAACAGAGGAAAGUCAGCGGUGUAUUUGUGUUUAUUCGUCGACGGAAGUGGGAGACGUAUUGACACUCGCACAUACAGAACCGGUACAUAUUAUUUCUUGCAUGGAGCCUGUCCAAUCAGAGAUGAGUGUCCUGGUUAACGGGAAAGGUCAUGACCUUGGCGAUGAUAUGAAUGUGCAGAUGAAGACAGUAAUAGAGGAAGACCCAAAUGGCACUCAAAACAGAUUUGAUGAUGCGGAUGGAAACCUGGCUGAAAAUGUGGAGUUUCUGCCUGGCGGUGAUGGCAAAAAGCAACGCUUCACUGAUUUUGAAGGGAAGACCUCUUUUGGCAUGUCUGUCUUCAAUCUCGGCAAUGCCAUUAUGGGCAGUGGGAUUCUGGGUUUGGCAUACGCCAUGUCCAACACUGGCGUCAUCCUCUUUUUGUCCCUCCUCACAGCAGUUGCAGUUCUUUCAUCCUACUCCAUUCACCUUUUGCUAAAAGCCUCCGGUGUUGUGGGAAUCAGAGCCUAUGAGCAGCUGGGUUUCCGUGCUUUUGGGACACCUGGCAAAAUGGCAGCUGGAAUUGCUAUAACACUGCAGAACAUCGGAGCUAUGUCCAGCUACCUGUUCAUUGUAAAGUCCGAGUUUCCUCUGGUCAUUCAGGCGUUCUUGAGGGCAGAUGGCAACUCCGGAGAGUGGUACCUGAAUGGCAACUACCUGGUGGUUCUGGUCUCUGUAACUAUAAUUCUGCCUUUAGCCCUCAUGAAGCAGCUCGGUUACCUAGGUUACACCAGUGGCUUCUCUCUCAGUUGCAUGGUUUUCUUCCUCAUUUCGGUCAUCUAUAAGAAAUUCCACAUCCCUUGCCCAUUCGAGGAGUUCUCGGCUAAUAACACAGCCGUCCACCUGCUCUCAACAGAUUUGCCAAUGACUGACAUUCACCAUGAUGGACAUUUGGUGGACGAUGCGCACUGCUCUCCUCGUAUGUUCACUAUGAACUCUCAGACGGCAUACACCAUCCCUAUUCUUGCAUUUGCCUUUGUGUGUCACCCUGAAGUGCUGCCCAUCUACACCGAGCUGCGCAACCCAUCUAAAAAGAAAAUGCAGCAGGUGUCUAACAUCUCCAUCUUCAUUAUGUACGUCAUGUACUUCCUCGCGGCCCUGUUCGGCUAUCUGACCUUCUACGAAAACGUGGAGGCAGAGCUGCUGCACACGUACAGCAAGAUUGAACCCUAUGACACUCUGAUCCUGUGUGUACGACUGGCUGUGCUCACAGCUGUCACGCUGACUGUGCCAAUUGUGCUGUUCCCGGUGCGCCGGGCCAUUCAGCAAAUGAUCUUCCCCAAUAAGGCAUUUAAUUGGAUCCGUCAUAUCCUCAUCGCCAUCACCCUCCUCACGUUCAUCAACAUGCUUGUCAUCUUUGCACCCAACAUCCUUGGCAUCUUCGGAAUUAUUGGUGCUACUUCUGCUCCCUGCCUCAUCUUCAUCUUCCCUGCUGUCUUUUAUAUCCGCAUCGUACCCAAAGAUGUUGAGCCCAUGCGUUCCACAUCCAAAAUCCUGGCUGCCUGUUUUGCUGGUUUGGGCGUGUUGUUUAUGACUAUGAGUUUGAGCUUUAUCAUCAUCGACUGGACUAUGGGAAGCAGCAGUUCUGCUGGUGGCCACUAGAGGAUAGUUCAAGUUUAUAUGUGUGUGUGUGUGUGUGUGUGUGUGUGUGUGUGACUGAUAAGAGGAGUGUAUUGAAACAAAUUACUGUUAUAUAGCAGGUUGAGCGUGGCUCAGCUGAAGCACAUUUUUGUAUAUUUCAUGUUUUGUUUUUAGUGUAGCUCUCUGUUCCAGCACCAAACACACCUGAACCAGGUAAUCAACACAAAUACAAAAAAAAAAAUAAAAAUACAAUAGUGAAACUAAAAUAGAAAUGAAAAUUUUAAUGGAUGAGGGCUCUUAACCGUUUGGGUUCAGGGUGCAUUAGAUUUCCAAAGUUAGGGAGAAAAACUAGCAGGCUAAUUGCCUUGAAUUUGCCAUGGGUGUUGAACCUUCAGGUUUCAGUCUCAAAUAAUUCAGUAUUAUCUUUUUGAAGGCAUCCUCAUUUUACUUUCAGAACGCUUUUUUUCCUCCAUCUGCCUUCAGUUCAAAACUCUUCAUUUUAUUCUACCAGAUCUUCAGCUAGCUCUGUAUAAAACAACAUUUUGUAACGCUUCUGAUAGUAGCAUAGAUGAUGAUGAUGAUGAUGAUGAUGAUGAUGAUAAUAAUAAUAAUAAUAAUGCAAAAAGAUAGAUUUUUACAUUUUUUUAUUAUCACCCAUAGGUGUGACAUGUUAUAGAAAGUUGAGCAACUUUAGUAUAGAAACUUUACUUAUGUUCUGCAGAAUGAAGGAUUGGAUCAAGUUCACAUGUUGGAAAGUGCAUGCUGUUCUCCAAGAGACAGAAUAUUCAUCUGUAGUAGCUUUGGCUCUAAGUGUAGUGAUCGUUCUGGGCAUUCCUUUGCUUCCUGCUCUCAAGUGUUAGCAGUGGAUAUAAGAGGAAUGUACGCUUGUGUGUUUUUAUAUACCAAUAUCAGCUGCUGUUAGAGAAACAGGUCUGCGGUGCUGAAGUCAUCUUAAAUAUAUCACGGUGGGACUUCCUCAUACAGUACAAAAGUCCCUUCUGUAUCUGAAAAGUGCACAGUAUGGGAUUCAGACAUACAUAAAAGAGAUUCAGACAUACAUGAACAAUAAGUUAAGAAAUAUUUAUUAUGAUGUAUGAAAUAUUUUCUAAGUCAUUAUGUCAAGAUGAGUUUUUGAACCACAAAUGUGUGUAGAUUGUAUUUAACCAUGUAAUCAUUUUCAGUAUUCAAAUGAAUUAAGUGAUUUAUGCAGAUGGUUUAAGAAAAGGUAUCUUGUAAAUAUUGACAGGUAAAUGUGUAAAAAUCAUAAAUGAAGAUAUACUCACGAAUUUUGACAGAAUAAGACAUGUAGGAAUGACUUGUUUGUGUAUUUUAUAUGGAUUAAACAAAACCUCACAUCCUCUAUUUUUGCUGUAUCUGUGCUGUAUUGAGGUGUUUAAUGUAACUUGUGCCUUAUUGACGUUCUCAGUAAAGGAUCGUCUUUGAGCUUCGAGUGUUAUGAUUAGUGUUAGUUGUGUAACCGAAUCUGAAAUGUACUUGGUGUCUAUGGGCCUUUCUGUGCUGGGGCAGCAACAGUGACUAUUCACUUAUGCAGGGUUUAAUAUUAGUCGGUGUCGGUCACAGGUGCCAAUCGAAAGGGUUCUGUUUAAACCUGUGUGUAAAAUUUAAAUCAAAAUAAAGUUUAGAUGUAAAAGCAUUCAACAUCUAGGUGUUGGAAAUGAAGAAGAAUGGCUUCCUAGUCUAUGGCCAUCACCGUUGUACAACAACAGGAACACUGCUUAAGUGACAAACUGACAUCUGUUGUUAGGAAGACAAGAAGUUUUUUUGCACAUAGACCUUAGGAAGUAAUGAAAAGAAAAAUAUUUGAGUCCUUGCGGAUGAGAAUGGCUAACAGGUUGAGAUUCUCAUUAUUGCCCCUAUUCUGACUUGAAAUCUUUGGAAACGUUAGGCUGUUUCACUGAAAACUGCAUUCUAAUAUUAGUGUCUAAUAUUAUUCUAAUAUUAGAAUAUUAUUAAUAAUAUUAGAAUAAUUAAUAUUAGAAUAAUAUUAGUCUAAUAUUAUUCUAAUUUACAGAUUAUUAUCACUAACAGGGUGAUCAAGACUAUGCUAUGAAAAACAAAGUAAUGGCUGUAGCUAUAUUUCCAUACAAAUAUUUUUGCAUUAAGUGGUAUAUUGCAAAAUUGGGGUAUUAAAUUUAUGCUUGCUUGAUGUGAGGGAAAACGGUUAAGAAGAUUUUAAGAUAAUGAUGAAUGACCGAGAUCAUUUGGUCAGUUAAUGUUCUUUUUUUUUUUUUUUUUUUAAAUCCGAUAUUACAUUUACAAAUGUUACUUUGUUUAUUUAUUUAUUUUUUUAUUGUACCAUAGCGCAGUGGUUCCCAACACAGCUCUUGAUUAUUGGCAUUUUGCUCUGUUCUGCUAACUUCUUCACAGGCUUUACUUUAUGAAGUAAAAGUGAUUUACAGACUUGACAAAACCAAGUGUGUUAACUCGCCUGAACAGGAACAGUUUUUAAUUUUUCAUGUAUUUUCAAACUUCUUGAAACAUAUUGAAAGACAAAGUAGCUAUUGUUGAUGUAUUUGACCUAUUUUAUCUUUUUUCUAUAGACUGCAAAUCUGUUCUGUUCAUGUAACCAAAAACUGCUAAUGCCCAUCAGGAAACCUGAGCUCAUACCAAAGCAUCUUUAACAUCCAGAGUUUUCAAUAUGUCAGACAGUCACUCUAUACAAUUAUCUCAUUGUUAAUUACGAUUAUGUUAAAUGCAAUGAAUCCAUGAUUAUUGCCUUUUUGUGACUACAUGGUGGUAAUACACAAAUGUAAACACCCCAUGCCUGUCAAGCUUGUAUAGUGUAAAUAGCAGAACUGGUUUUAGUUUAACAAUAAAGAAAAAUAUUUAGUUGUUUCUAGCCCAUGGCUGUGUUUUAUUUAUUUAUUUUUUUUACAUGCAUGUUUUAGAUUUUUCCUGGAAAUACUGCAGACGUACAUUUAAGAUAUUUGAUCCUUUUCUAUGGAGAUAUAGGUGAUGCCUGACAAUGCUGGUUUAGUAUUUAAAACCUUAUACCAUGAACGGUGCCUAACCAAAAGGGGGAUUAGGCUGGAUAUGACCUGGAUACUUUCUUAUGCAUGAGACCUUCAACAAAGUCACAUAGUGACUGUAUUUGUGAAAAUUUUUCUGUAUUUAAAACUAGACAGAGUGCAUGUAUCGGGUCCCUGUAGGCUAAGGUAAUUAUGUCAGUUACCCAGUAGGUCAAUUUUUUUGGUUAGACACGGGAGCUUAGGCCUUCCCUCUUUGUCAGAUUUACAGCUGGUCAAAUCACCGAUGUCUGAUACACCUAAUACCUUAGGGCAGGGGUUCGCAAACUUUUCCAGGGCAAGGCCCCCGAAAUGGCAUUAACAUUUGACUGAGGCCCCCCUUUUGCAAGAUGUCUUUAAAACACAUUAAAAAUACAGACUUCUGAAUAUAUCCCCCCCUUUUUUUUAUUAAUAAUUACAUCUUACAUCUUUACAUUACAUUAGAAAUUGAUUGUGUGUGUGUGUGUGUGUGUGUGUGUGUGUGUGUGGUUGUCUGAAAGUGAAAAAGAGAAAACAUACUAGUGGGAGGGAUGGGCUUGGUGGCUCGGACCAAAUUGUUGAGGCCCUCCCGGCGCCCCCUGGUGGCCACCACUUUUAAAACCACUGCCUUAGGGCGCAUAUGGGGCAUAGCAAGGAAUGCUCAGCAGUCCCCCUCAUGACAAAUGACUGGUCAACAAAAGCAGGUGAUAUAUAUUUGGACAAAAACCCCAGGUUCAACACAAUAUCACUUCAGAGUUAUCAGGCCACCAACACAUGCGAGAUGAGCUUAUUGAUGGGGUAUGCAAUUCUACUCCUUUUGCUGAAGACCCAUUUCAGUUCACCAUUCUGCAUGGGCUCACGGGAGAGGUCUUAAAAGACUCCAGUACAAGGGCCUUACAUCAGCUCAUUUGGGGUCAUAUUGGACAAUGGUGUCUAGCAAUGGACAAAUUUAUAAGCCCACAGUGAGAGUCCAUCCACGGUGCACUGCAGUGUCCAUUAUGAAGACCUUCAACAUAGAUGGGUUUCACCAGCAGUUCUUCUUACCUUAGAGCAUACCAAGCCUGUGUACUAUGGGCUCAUGUGUUCAGGAGUGUCUCAACAUGCACUCCAGGGGGCCCAACCCAAUGGUACAAGUAACCUGGCUGAGGGUGCCAAAUCUUUCAGCCCAUUAGGGACAACAAAUCUAUUCAGGGAGGAAGCUUGCAAGGUGUUCUGACCACUAGUGAGAGCAGCAGUAGAAACCAAGGUCUUGCAGAAGGACUCUUUGGAGCCACGAGCAGGACUCUGUGGGCUGAUUGCUGAAUUCUGUGCAGUGUAUAUAGAAUCAGCAUUAAUCCGUAUAGUAGAGAUGAGUGAGAUGAGUAAUUGGCCAGUACAUCCAGAACAAGAACACUAACCAGCUCCAACAAUAAGUGAAUUUGGCAUGGCUCUGCCAAACUUUUCCCAAUUCUGGGUACACCACUUCUGGGUGCAGACACCACUCUUCGAGGCAUCUUGACAGCAUGUCCAAUGCACCAUUGUGCUGUCACAGAAAGUGCUCUUUGAAGCUGUAGUGUGUAGGCCCAUCUGAUUUUUUGCAGGGUGGUGAGUGCCAUGUGACUUCAUGUUGCCAUGGUGAUUAAUGUAUUUGACCAUCACCACAUUGUCUGAACAGACAAUUUGAGAGGUAGAUAGACUGCCCACAACAACUGAUUGAUGUGUACUACUCUCACAUUGGGCCUCCUGGGCCUCUGUGGCACCACACUGGCCCCCAGCUAGGUGCCCAUGGUGAUUAUCCCCCUCUGAUAAGCACUCUGCCAGGUUGACCACUUUCAUGAAAAAAAACCUUGUGUCUCCUCUGAGAUAGAGCUUGUGCCACUAUCACUGAGACAAGGCUGUAUCUCUGAAUCUGUGGUAUUUGGAGUUUAUCUGCAGGCUGAUGUCCCACCAACCCUGUUUCUGAAAUAUCUAGUUUCUUAAACUUGUGCCCAUUUUUCUAGGCCUUCUUUGGCCACAGACCCAUCCAUGAAGACCAGGUGCGGUAUACCAGAUGGUCCAAAACCUCAUAUAAAGCUUCCAAUAGGGUAUUUACAUUGUGGGACAGUGAAAUGUACAUGACAGUGCAACACAGAAGAGCAAGUUCUGUGCUUUGGGUUACACAUCAGCAUCCAGUCCAAUUCACAUCAUCACCAUUUUAAGGGUGUCUGUCAUGGCCUGUUUGAAGCCUGUCAGAGCUAAUUCAGAUUAAUUUCUGGAUGCUGCUGAAGCUGGAGUUGAACAUCCUGGUUCAGCUGUUGGGUCACUGCCAGACUGGCCUUCCAGAUAGCCAAAGACAGAUGAGGUGUGGACCCCUCAUCUCUAAAAUGGCCAAUACCAAUCAGAAGACACAUAGCUGGUGUUCAUUCUUGGCUUCCAUGGAACUUAGACAUUGGCUGCAUGAGUAAGAAUCCUGUAGCAUGACUUGUUAAUUACUCAGAGACGAUGCUUUGUAUGGGGGAACUUGGUAGCUAACCACAGCAAAGGAUACUGUGAAAUUUAAAAGAAACAAUGGUGACUGUGGGAGGCAUUUUUUGGAAUGGUUUGGGUCCACUUGUCCCCCAGGUAUUUUUUUUUAAUACAACUCCAUUUCCAAAAAAGUUGGAACACUGUGUACAAUGUAAAUAAAUGUAAAUAAAAACAGAAUGCAAUGAUUCGCAAAUCUCAUAAACCCAUAUGUUAUUCACAAAAGAACACAGAAAACAUAUCAAAUGUUUAAACUGAGUAACUGUACCAUUUUCAGAAAAAAAUAAGGUAAUUUUGUAUGGUAUAAAAAGAGUAUCUUAGAGAGGCAGAGUCUAUCAGAAGUAAAGAUGGGCAGAGGUUCACCAAUCUGUGAAAAACUGCGUCUACAUUUUGUGGAACAAUUUCAGAAUAAUGUUCCUCAACAUAAAAUUACGAAGACUAUGAAUAUCUCAUCAUCUACAGUACAUAAUAUCAUCGAAUGUUUCCAAGAAUCUGGAGAAAUCUCACAAGGGUACAAGGGUGAAAAUCAAUAAUGUAUGCCUGUGAUCUUCGGGCCCUCAGGCGACACUGCAUUAAAACAGGCAUGAUUCUGUAAUGGAAAUCACUGCAUGGGCUCAGAAACACCUCCAGAACUCAUUGUCUGUGAACACAGUUCACCGCCAUCUUCUCUGGGCCAGAGCUCAUUUAAAAUGGACUGAGGCAAACUGGAAAACUGUUCAGUGGUCAGACGAAUCGAAAUUUGAAAUUCUUUUUGGAAACCCUGGAUGCUGUGUCCUCUAAAAAAAGGACUAAAGAGGAGAGGGACCAUCCGGCUUUUUAUCAGUGCUCAGUUCAAAAGCCUGCAUCUCUGAUGGUAUGGAGAUGCAUUAGUGCCUAUGGAAUGGGCAGCUUGCACAUCUGGAAAGGCACCAUCAAUGCUGAAAGGUAUAUACAGGUUUUAGCAACAUAUUCUUCCAGCCAGAUUCCAUUCCAUCUUUACUUCUGAGAGACUCUGCCUCUCUAAGAUACUCUUUUUAUACCCAGUCAUGUUACUGACCUGUUGCCAAUUAACCUAAUUACAAAAUGUUCCUCCAGCUGUUUCUUUUUAGUAACACUUACUUUUCCAGCCUUUUGUUGCCCCAUCCCAACUUUUUUGAGACGUGUUGCAGCCAUCAAAUUCAAAAUUACCUUAUUUCCAUCCAUCCAUCUUCAACCACUUACUCUUUUUCAGGGUCACGGGGGAGCCUAUCCCAGGGAGCAUCGGGCACAAGGCAGGGUACACCCUGGACAGGGUGCCAAUCCAUUGCAGGGCACAUUCACACACUACGGCCGCUUUAGACACACCAAUCAACCUACCAUGCAUGUCUUUGGACUGGGGGAGGAAACCCCCACAGCACGGGGAGAACAUGCAAACUCAGCACACAUAGAGCCAUGGGAAUCGAACCCCGACCCUGGUGGCGUGAGGCGAAAGUGCUAACCACUAAGCCACCAUGUGCCAAAUUACCUUAUUUUUUUCUGUAAAAUUGUAUAUUCCCUCAGUUUAAACAUGUUACGUUUUCUAUGUUCUACUAUGAAUGACAUAUUGGUUUAUGAGGUUCGCAAAUCAUUGCAUUCUGUUUUUAUUUACAUUUUACACAGUGUCCCAACUUUUUUGGAAUUGUGGUUAUAUAAUAAUUUAUUUUAAAUUUGUUAUUUGCUGAAUUAAAUUAAUAUGUAUAUAUAGGGUUUUUUUUUGUAAUGUGUUUAUUGUGUCAUUCUUAUCAAAUUUGAAUCAGAGUUAAGCACAAGAAUUCCAAUGUACCUGUACUGCUUUGUACCUGUGCAAAUGGCAAUAAAUCUAAAUCUUGGAAUGGU